Tupaia belangeri chinensis (Chinese tree shrew) is the source of this 1716-nucleotide messenger RNA. RefSeq names its product sphingosine kinase 1 (gene SPHK1). The record is from RefSeq and is a predicted model, not a curated record. Gene Ontology annotation, cellular component: intracellular membrane-bounded organelle; cytoplasm; membrane. Lineage: Eukaryota; Metazoa; Chordata; Mammalia; Scandentia; Tupaiidae. Gene Ontology annotation, biological process: phosphorylation; cellular response to growth factor stimulus; negative regulation of apoptotic process.
AGAAGUUGUAUGAAAGUUUGAGGCCGGAGGGAGCGAGGCCGGGGAGUCAGCGCCAGCCGGUGCUCCGGUUGCCCCUCAGACGCGGGGCUGAGCCCGGGACGAGCAGCGUUCCGCCCCAGGCCACCAUAGGGAACGGCGGAUCCGCACACCGGAGGGAAUGAUGCGGGUGCUCGCACAGCCCCGACUCCAGGCGAGAAGGGCGAGCCCCACAGCCGGACCCGAGACGACCGCCUGGGCAGCAACGAUAAGAAGGUGAAAGCAGGAGCCGCUGCCACUGCCAGCGCCUCUACAGCGCCGGGGACCCCCUGGCGGGAGCCGCGAACCGAGGCUAUGGAUCCAGCGGUGGGGCCACAGGUCCUGCUCCCCAGGCCCUGCCGCGUGUUGGUGCUGCUGAAUCCCCGCGGGGGCAAGGGCAAGGCCUUGCAGCUCUUUUGGAGCCAUGUGCACCCACUUCUGGUUGAGGCCGAAGUCUCCUUCAGGCUGCUGCUCACUGAGCGGCCAAACCACGCUCGAGAGCUGGUGCGCGCGGAGGAGCUGGGCUGCUGGGAUGCGCUGGUGGUCAUGUCUGGAGAUGGGCUCAUGCACGAGGUGGUGAAUGGGCUCAUGGAGCGCCCCGACUGGGAAACCGCCAUCCAGAAGCCCCUGUGCAGCCUCCCAGCGGGCUCCGGCAACGCGCUGGCCGCUUCCUUGAACCACUAUGCCGGCUAUGAGCAGGUGACUGACGGGGACCUUCUGACCAACUGUACACUGCUGCUGUGCCGCCGGCUCCUCUCACCUAUGAACCUGCUGUCACUGCACACGGCCUCAGGGAUGCGCCUCUUCUCUGUGCUCAGCCUGGCCUGGGGCUUCAUUGCUGACGUGGACCUGGAGAGCGAGAAGUACCGUCGCCUGGGGGAGAUCCGCUUCACUCUGGGCACGUUCUUGCGCCUGGCGGCCCUGCGCACCUACCGGGGGCGGCUGGCCUACCUCCCGGUAGGAAGUGCGGUCUCUAAGAUGCCUGCCUCCCCCGCGCUGGUCCAGCAGGGUCCAGUGGACGCACACCUCGUUCCCCUGCAGGAGCCAGUGCCCGCUCACUGGACCGUGGUGCCCGACCAGGACUUUGUGCUGGUGCUGGCCCUGCUGCACUCGCACCUGGGCAGCGAGAUGUUUGCGGCACCCAUGGGCCGCUGUGCAGCCGGCGUCAUGCACCUGUUCUACGUGCGAGCAGGCGUGUCUCGGGCCACGCUGCUGCGUCUGUUCCUGGCCAUGGAGAAGGGCAGACAUAUGGAGUGCAACUGCCCCCACCUGGUGCAUGUGCCCGUGGUCGCCUUCCGCCUGGAGCCCCAGGACGGGAAGGGUGUGUUCACAGUGGACGGGGAGCUGAUGGUCAGUGAGGCGGUGCAGGGCCAGGUGCACCCAGACUACUUCUGGAUGGUCAGCGGCUGCGGGGAGCCCCCGCCUAGCCAGGGGCCCCAGCAGGUGCCACUUCCAGAAGAGCCCUCUUGACAUGGUGACCUUACUGUGCCUUGGUAUGUCUGCGUGGUCUGUGCUGCGCUCGGAAGGGUGGGAAGGUGGAGGUAUACCCUGUAAGGGCAGGCUCUGUCUACCAGGGGUCAGGAUGCGGUCCUGGGCCAGGAGCCCAGCUGGCUGGGCCCAGCUGCCUGAGGAAGGCACUUCAUUUUGUCCUAGAAGCCCUAUCCUGUGAAUCAGAUCCAAAUAAAAUGACAUUCUCCGGCU